GGCCGGCGGCGGGGGAUGGUGUCCCCCGCCCGGUGUGGGGCUGCAGUUGUGGAGGAGCGGCGGCACCAUGCGGGCGGCCGCCGGGGACGUGGUGGGCAUCCUCUGCUUGGUUUCUGUGGCGGCCACGCUGGAUUUCAAGUACCACCAUGCUGAGGAGCUGGAGAAGUACCUGAAGGGGGUUCACGCCGAGUACCCCUCCCUCACCCACUUGCACAGCAUCGGGCGAUCGGUGGAAGGUAGAGACCUGUGGGUUCUUGUUCUGGGAAGGUUUCCAACCCAUCAUAAGAUUGGCAUUCCAGAGUUCAAGUAUGUUGCUAAUAUGCAUGGGGAUGAGACCGUUGGGAGAGAAAUCCUGCUCCAUUUGAUAGACUUCCUGGUGACCAGCUAUAGACAUGACCCAGUUAUUACCCGGUUACUCAAUAAUACCCGGAUUCAUAUCAUGCCAACAAUGAAUCCUGAUGGAUUUGAAGCUACAGAAGUGCCUGAUUGUUAUUACACACGAGGAAGGUACAACAAGAAUGGAGAAGAUCUGAACAGAAAUUUUCCUGAUGCCUUUGAAAAUAACAACGCUAGCAUUCAGCCAGAGACUCAAGCAGUAAUGAACUGGAUAAAAAAUGAAACGUUUGUUCUUUCAGCAAACUUGCAUGGGGGUGCCCUGGUUGCCAGUUACACCUUUGAUAAUGGUAACUCAGUUACUGGCUCUUUGAAAGGCUAUAGCAGAUCUCCAGAUGAUGAUGUCUUUAUUCACCUGGCAAAAACCUAUUCUUCCAACCAUGCCAGCAUGUACAAAGGGACUGGGUGUGACAAGAGACAAACCUUUCCAGAAGGCAUUACCAAUGGAUACUCUUGGUACCAGUUGGAAGGUGGAAUGCAAGAUUACAACUAUGUCUGGGGACAAUGUUUUGAAAUUACAUUGGAGCUGUCAUGCUGUAAAUAUCCUCCAGCAGACCAGCUGGAAAAGUUCUGGAGAGACAACAAAGUUGCUCUGAUUGAAUAUAUAAAACAAGUACACCUAGGUGUCAAGGGUCAAGUUACUGAUAAGAAUGGGAAUCCUAUUCCCAAUGUCAUCGUGGAAGCCAAAGGAAGGCCUCAUAUCUGCCCCUACAGAACAAAUGAACAAGGGGAGUACUAUCUUCUCCUUUUGCCUGGGACGUAUGUGAUCAAUGCUACUAUACCAGGAUUUAAAUCGAUGCUGAAGACAGUGGAAAUACCUGACAACACUGGUAACUUCAGUGCUUUAAAACAGGACUUCUCUUUCUCAGAGGUCUCUAUCAGACCAAGAGUUGCUUCAUGUCCCAAAAUUCCCCUGUACCAAGAGCUCACACGGGCUUCAGCUGCAGUAAAACCAACCCUACAUGUCUUGGUUUUAAUGACUGCUCUGCUUGUAAUUUUAAAAUAAAGUCAGGAAUGAGAUGUUAUGGCCAGGCAAAAUCCACCUGUACAAAUGUGGCUUUGUAUAUGCAAAAGAAUGUCUGUUUUUAUAAACCAAAUUCUCAGAUUCACAAUCAUGUUCACUGUAUUUUGUAAAAUACUGGGUUGACGAUCAAAUGUUUGACUAUAUUUUUAAUUGUAAUAGACUAUCAUAUUUUUCUAUGUAAGUAUUUUACUCUGAAGAAAUUUUGUACAGCCGAUGGAGAUAACUGUAGAAUUUCAACACAGAAAGUACAAAUACAUUCUCAAGACUUUGCCUGAAUUCAAAAAAAA
Corapipo altera (White-ruffed manakin) is the source of this 1704-nucleotide messenger RNA. It is a transcript of the gene CPM, whose product is annotated as carboxypeptidase M. Gene Ontology annotation, molecular function: metallocarboxypeptidase activity; zinc ion binding. NCBI's taxonomy places the organism in Eukaryota, Metazoa, Chordata, Aves, Passeriformes, Pipridae. The record is from RefSeq and is a predicted model, not a curated record. Gene Ontology annotation, biological process: proteolysis. The transcript is spliced from 9 exons. Bases 68 to 1399 code for a protein of 443 amino acids. Gene Ontology annotation, cellular component: cell surface.